GAAUUGUAAUUUAUUUUUAUUUGAUUUCCCCUCUGCCUUCUUCUUGCUAACAUUCGUAUCAAUGUCUGUUCUCUUCCAUUCCUCUCCAUCUAUUUUCUUCACUCCUACAUGCUCGUUCAAACCCAAAACCCCUUCUUUUUCUUCUUCCUCCAAACCACCCCUCUCUAUAACAGCAACAAUCCCAGCAGCUAGAGAUAGAGUCAUAGACUUUGGAAAAUACAAGGGAAGAAUGCUAGGUACCCUUCCUGCACGCUACCUCAAAUGGGUCUCCAAGAAUCUCAGAGCCCGUGACUUCGAAGAGUGGGCAAAGCUAGCUGACCAUGUCCUCCAAGACCCUGUUUACCAAGACCGUAUAGAGUGGGAAUUGGCCCAAAAUGUAUUGAAUGGUAAUUCAUCAUCUUCUUCUUCUUCAGGAAACUUGAGUGCUGUUGCCGAGUUGUUGGAAAUCAGUGAGAGGUUUGGUUGGGAUAACAAUGACAAGGUUGGAUGGAGCAGAGUCAAUUUUGAGCUUUUGGGUACCUCUAAAGGGGGUAGAAUUCCAAGACUUUGUAAAGAUGGAGGCAAAAAAGAGAUGGGAAAGGAAAUGGGUAGGAAAGUUGAGGUUUUUCCUGAAGGUGGAGAGAAGAGAAGAGAGAGAAGGGAGAGAUUAAGGGUGAGGAGGGAGGUGGGGAAGGAGGGGAAGUUGGGAAUUGUGGAGAAUGAUGGGGGUGUAGUUAGAAAUUCAGGGAUUGGUGAGGAGAAAGAGGAGGUGAGGUAUAAGAGAGACAAUGAGGAUGACAAAGAUGGAAUGGUGGAGAAUUGGAAGAACCCAUUUCCUGGACGUGAAGCUCUUUUGAAGAAGGUGCUCAAUCAAAAAAGAUACUUGUGUGUGCAAAUGAAAAAGAAUUCAUGGUCACAACAUUGUUGGUGCAGCUUUUCUGUCUGCUACAUUUCAGUGCUUAGUGAUGCAGAGGAGAAGCAAAUAAGAAACCAGGCAGUGAAGGAGUGGCUGAACGAGAUUGAAGAUGCGUCCUCAAUGUGGAUGAUCUCUUGGAUGAGAUUGCAACUGAUGCUUUGCAAUUCAAGUUGGAAGCUGAAUCUAGAGCUGGCACUAGUAAGGUAAGUAACAUUAUCCCUACUUCUCUGAAUUCCUACAAUCCAGAUAUGGAGACCAAGAUGGAGGAGAUCCUUGAGAGACUAGAAUUCAUUGUAAAACAGAAAGAUCUCAUUGGUCUCAAAGAGGGGGUUGGUGAGAAACCAACACCGAGAAUACCAACUACAUCCUUGAUAGAAGAAACCGAGGUUUAUGGUAGAGAUGGUGAUAAGGAGGCCAUAAUCAAGCUGUUGGUAACAGGUGAUGUGGGUUGCAAUAUGUAUCUCUGAUUCCAAUAGUGGGCAUGGCUGCGGUUGGCAAGACCACCCUUGCCUAAUUAGUGUACAAUGAUGACAAGGUUAAGGAGAACUUUGAGCUUAAAUCUUGGGUUUGUGUUACUGAAGACUUGAUAUUUUUACAAUAACAAAAACGCUUCUUUCUGCAAUAACUUCUUACUCUUGUGAGAACACAGACUUGGAUUUACUUCGCAUAAGGGUGAACGAGGGGCUAAUGGGAAAGAAAUUCUUGAUUUUUUUGGAUGAUGUGUGGAAUGAAAACUACGUUAAUUGUGACAACCUGAUUAAAACUUUCAAAGAUGGUGCUCAAGGAAGCAAGAUUCUUGUAACAGCAUGCAUUGAAAGUUCUGCAUAGAUCAUGUGCACUGUUCCAAACCAUUAUCUUGAACACUUAAAAGAUGAAUAUUGCUGGUAACUAGUUGCGAAGCAUGCAUUUGACAAUGGACAUUGUUGUGCAUAUCCAAUCUUGGAAACAAUUGGUAGAAAAGUUGUCAAGAAGUGCAGGGGCUUGCCCUUAGCUACAAAAACACUUGGAGGGCUUUUGCGCUCUAAAGUAGAUGUUGGAGAAUGGGAAAAAGAUAUUAGAGUGGGAUUUGGGAUUUCUCAGAUAACGAGAGCAAUAUUCUACCAGCUUUGAGGCAAGUCACUGCUCUCUUCCCUCAAACUUAAAGCAAUGCUUUGCCUUUGUUCAGCUUUUCCCAAGUAUUGCUUUCACUACUUAUCUGAUGAAAUAAUGAAUCAUGUAAUCUUGAAGUUGAGGUGUUUGAGAGUAUUAAAGUUUUCUGGCUGUAAAAAUUUGAAGCAGUUACCUGAAUCAAUUGGUGAAUUAAGGCAUCUUCACUACCUUGACCUGCCUAGCACUCCAAUUACUAGGUUACCUGACUCUGUACGUUGUACAAUUUACAGUCAUUAAAUUUAUUUUUUUACAUUAAAAUGGCUGCCUCAGGCUAUGCAUACCCUCCUCCCAUCUUUGAAAUUCUUGAAGAUAUGUGAUUGUUCAUCAUUGUUGGAGUUUCAUUAUGAAACUGGUCUACGUUCUAAUUUGGGUAAACUUGUGGUCAGAAAGUGCUGUACACAGGUUGCAAAUGGAAUGAAGUGGAAUUUGCAAAGCCGCCAAGGUCUAACACACUUUAGAAUCGGUGAUGAACAUUGUAUGGAAUCCUUUCCAGAGUAAGGUUUGCUACCUAUCACUCUUACCUCUUUUGAGAUGGAUAAGCUUCUAAUCAACAGUGAGUUGAUUUAAUGAGAUGCGUGCAAACAAGUAUCUAAAUGCCUUCUAGAUUUGCAGCACUGGAGAAAUUGUGGACUGUUAGGCUGAAAGAAAGGGUAAAAGCAAUGGGGGGUGAAGAUGCUGAGGAGAAGCAGAUCACCAACCUAGAUGUCAAGCAGUGGCUGGACGAGCUUGAAGAUGCUUCCCU
Messenger RNA from Ziziphus jujuba (common jujube), 2786 nucleotides. RefSeq lists its product as uncharacterized. NCBI's taxonomy places the organism in Eukaryota, Viridiplantae, Streptophyta, Magnoliopsida, Rosales, Rhamnaceae. Gene Ontology annotation, cellular component: plastid. The coding region runs from base 62 to 1102 and encodes 346 amino acids. The transcript is spliced from 4 exons. The record is from RefSeq and is a predicted model, not a curated record.